Molecule: messenger RNA, 372 nt
Organism: Wickerhamiella sorbophila
Lineage: Eukaryota; Fungi; Ascomycota; Dipodascomycetes; Dipodascales; Trichomonascaceae
Exons: 1
Coding region: 1-372 (123 amino acids)
Source: RefSeq, a predicted model, not a curated record
AUGUUGUCUUUCAUUAAGCGCGUUUCUGGACUCAGCCACCAGCCAGCUCCGGCUGCCAUUCAGCCAUCCGUUGACCCUACUCAGCUCAACCUCGUGGUCUCUCAGUCAGACGAUUGCGAGGACGGCUACGCUCAGGUCUCCGUGCGCCCCAUGACCUACGCGGAAGUAGCAAGUCGCAACUCCGUGCGCUCGUGGGUCAAGCCCGUGCGGACACUCAGGCCCGUGGAACCGCGUGUUGCUCAAGAGGUUUCCGCAUCUACUCCACGUAAUAUCCAUGCCGAGUCUGAUGAUCUGUACGGAGAUUUGGCCGAGCGGGUCUACCACCCACCCCGCAAAGGUUACAAGCGAUCCCGCCAGCGGGCGUACGUCUAG